ACACGAGUAUCGCGUCGUCAGUCUGAGGACAGCGAUCACCAAGGCGCGACGGGCAACGUAGGCCCCCCGCAGGCGCGAAGGUGCGCGGUGACGAGUGCUCUCGUCUCGUUGUGUCCACUCGCGGGCCGCCCUGGUAGAGGAGCACACCGUGCUCGGCGUUGUGGACAAACUGCCGAGCUGCUGCUUCUGCUGCGUACACACACUGUCGGUGUGCGGCUCUUCGAUGACGGGACCGGCGGACGCAGCUCGUGACGCAGCCCGGUGUGGGGCCGGGGGCUGACGACAGUGAUCCUGCCAUGGACACGGAGCACCUAUUCGAGCACCUCGUCAUGGAGCAGGACGCUGACGAGGACCCGGCCGCCAGCGCCUGCGGGACGGGCAGCGGCAGCGGCAGCAUCGGCAGCAGCUCGGUGGACUCGGACACCCCGCGGGGCGUGACGCUGUCGUGGAGGGACCUGACCGUGUUCGCCACGGCCCGGGGCGCGCCCUGCAAGCGCAUCAUCAAGCACGUGAGCGGCGCGGUCCGGCCCGGCGCCCUGGUGGCCGUCAUGGGCGCGAGCGGCGCUGGCAAGAGCACGCUCAUGACGGCGCUCGCGCACCGCAGCCCGGCCGGCGUCGCCGUCAGGGGCGACAUCCGCGUCGACGGCCGCCCCGUCGGCGACUUCAUGCGCCGGCUGUCGGGCUUCCUGCACCAGGAGGACCUGUUCGUCGCGGAGCUAACGGUGCGCGAGCACCUCAACUUCAUGGCGCGGAUGCGACUCGACCGGCGCACCAGCUGCUGGGAGCGGCAGCGCAAGGUCCAGCAGCUGCUGCGCCAGCUAGGGCUGACGGCGUCGCAGCACACGCGCAUCGGCACCCCCGGCCACGACAAGGUCAUCUCCGGCGGGGAGCGCAAGAGGCUGGCCUUCGCCACGGAGCUGCUCACGGAGCCGCCGCUGCUGUUCUGCGACGAGCCCACCACGGGGCUGGACUCGUACUCGGCGCAGCAGCUGGUGGACCUGAUGCAGCGCAUGACCGAGCGGCCCCGCGGCCGCGGCAAGACCAUCCUGUGCACCAUCCACCAGCCGUCCUCGGACCUGCUGGCUCGCUUCCACCGCAUCAUGCUGGUCGCAGACGGCAGGAUCGCCUUCAUCGGCACGCCCGAGGACGCGCUGCUGUUCUUCCGCGAGCAGGGCUACGUGUGCCCCGCCAGCUACAACCCGGCCGACUUCUUCAUCCGCACGCUCGCCUGCAUGCCCGGGUCGGAGGAGGCCUCCAAGGCCGCCGUCAGGAAGAUCUGCGACCGCUUCGCCGUGUCGGACCACGCCAGGAAGAUGGAGAUGGAGGUGAUGCAGACUGAAAGCGGAACCUACCCGGCGUUUGUUGUUCAGCCAGCAGCCUCCGGUGGAGCCGCCAUGUGGCCGCAGAAGCUGUGGCUCCUGACGGGCCGCGCCAUGCUGCAGGUCGCCAGGGAUCCCUCAAUCCAGGGGAUGCGGCUCCUCCAGAAAUUGGCGAUCGCGGUGAUGGCCGGCCUGUGCUUCCUUGGCACGGUCUCGGUGUCGCAGACGGGCGUGAUGUCGGUGCAGGGCGCCCUGUUCAUUCUGGUGUCGGAGAACACCUUCUCGCCGAUGUACUCGGUGCUGGGCGUCUUCCCGUCGGAGCUGCCCCUGUACCUCCGCGAGCACAGCGCCGGCCUGUACGGGCCCGGCGCCUUCUACAUGUCCAAGGUCCUCUCUAUGCUGCCCGGCCUGGUGGUUGAGCCGCUGAUCUUCGCGGUGCUGGCCUACUGGCUGGCCGGUCUCCGCGACGACCUCUACGCCUUCGGCAUGACGGCGGCCAUCGUCAUCCUCACCAUGAACGUCUCGACGGCCUGCGGCUUCUUCUUCUCGGCCGCCUUCGAGUCGGUGCCGACUGCCAUGGCGUACCUCGUGCCGUUCGACUACGUCCUCAUGAUCACCUCGGGCGUGUUCGUCAAGCUCAGCACGCUGCCGUCGUACGUGUCGUGGACCCAGUACCUGUCCUGGCUCAUGUACUCCAACGAGGCCAUGAGCAUCCUGCAGUGGCAGGGCGUCGGCAACAUCACCUGCCCGGACGCGACGCUGCCCUGCCUCCAGGACGGCGAUCACGUCCUGGACCACUACUCGUUCGACGCGACGCACCUGUCGAGGAACAUCAUCGCCAUGGGCGCGCUGUACGCCCUCUUCCACGCGCUGGGCCUGCUGUGCCUCUGGCGCCGGGUCAGGCGACUCCAGUGAACCCCACCCGCUUGUGGUUGACAAUUAUUUGUAUUACUCUGUACCGCGAAUCCCGUUUUGUGUACUCCCGCGCUUCUCCUCACCGACCAAAAUGUUCUGCCACUAAAGAUUUUGUACUACGCGAA
Frankliniella occidentalis (western flower thrips) is the source of this 2359-nucleotide messenger RNA. Its product is annotated as protein scarlet. Gene Ontology annotation, molecular function: ATP hydrolysis activity; ABC-type transporter activity; ATP binding. Gene Ontology annotation, cellular component: plasma membrane. The record is from RefSeq and is a predicted model, not a curated record. NCBI's taxonomy places the organism in Eukaryota, Metazoa, Arthropoda, Insecta, Thysanoptera, Thripidae.